CUAUUACGUCGACAAACUUCUUUUUCGUCAUCAAAAAAAUUCCGACCUGAAAGGACCAAGAUACUUUUUUUUUUAUCCAAUAAUAUAAAAGGCAUAUACCAUAUUUCCUAAGUAUAACAAGUAAGUCCCUCUUUCUCUUUUUUUUUAUCAAAUUUAUUAUUGUUGUGCAAGGGUCGAGGGAGCCAAAAUAAACGAAAAAAAAAAAGAAAAAAAUAUACAAACAAUACAUACAUACGUAUAGAAUGGUGUACUUUUUAUUAAACUACCUAUUGUUCUAGUCAUACUACAAAAUUAACUAAUGUCUGACACAACACAAGUCAUGGAAGAACCCACACAAACGACCAAUAAGCGCGCUGCUUCUUCUGAGACGGAAGAGAGCCGAGAAGCCAAGGCAGUUAAGUUAGAGAUUGCUCAACGAGACGAUUCUGCACCUCAUAUGAUGGAAAACACCCACAGUCAUGAUACGACGACCACUACAGCAACAACAACAACAACAACUGAGGAUACAGAGAAAGAAGAAAAAGAAACUGGUGGCGAAAUGAUGCAUAUAAACCCACAUGGACCACCUGCUGGGUUGCACUUACUCUCCGAUCCUCAGCAACAACAAUUGAUUCAAUCUUAUGUUCAGGCACAAGGUCAAGAUCUUGCUAACUUAACCGCUUCUUCUUUGGCUCAAGCCAUGGUGUCGCCUAUCGCUGUACCUAACUUGGCCAGCAACUUACUCCAUCAGCUUCAACAGGGUGGUAACGUCAUUACAGCUCUUCCUGGACCACCUCAACUUCCACCUUCCACAAACAAUAACGGUGGUAGUCCACUUUCUGAAGAUGGAGGAACAAAGCGCUCGGGAGGUCGUAGCAUGUCUAACGAUGAGCGCCGUCAACGUCGACUCCUGAGAAAUCGAGUGGCCGCAAAAGAGUGUCGUAAGAAGAAGAAGCAACACAUUCACGAAAUGGAGGAAAAGAUUGUUCAUCUGGAGGAAGAGAAUGCUCUUUUAGUUAAGCAAGUGGAGGAAUUAAAAACUAAAUUGAGUCUAGGCUCGAUGGGGGGAUCAGAAAGUUACCGAUUAAUGAAGGAAGUGGAAGAAUUGAAUGCAAAAUUAGGCUUGGAUGUUUAA
Molecule: messenger RNA, 1114 nt
Organism: Mucor mucedo
Lineage: Eukaryota; Fungi; Mucoromycota; Mucoromycetes; Mucorales; Mucoraceae
Exons: 2
Coding region: 299-1114 (271 amino acids)
Biological process (GO): regulation of transcription by RNA polymerase II
Cellular component (GO): nucleus
Molecular function (GO): RNA polymerase II cis-regulatory region sequence-specific DNA binding; DNA-binding transcription factor activity, RNA polymerase II-specific
Source: RefSeq, a predicted model, not a curated record